UGGGUGUGACAGAGGUGUAACCCUGAUUAUGCAUGCAUCAGUGAACAUACCAUACAAUACUUAUUUGCCACAUCACACUGUAUAAGCAAUAUUGUCUGAUGGUUACAAUGCAUAGUUGUCAUAUUUAAUUAUUCUUUGAUUUUAGGAAAAAGCCCUGAAGGAUCUCCAAUCAUCAUCAUGCCUAUUCCUGCUGUGGAGUAUCUGAGUGAUGAGAAAAAGAAAGAGUUAGCGCAAAUUGCCAAAUCUAUAGUAGCCAAUGGAAAGGGAAUUUUAGCUGCUGAUGAGAGCACAGGCACAAUCGGAAAACGUUUUGCAUCUAUUGAUGUUGAAAAUAUUGAAGAAAAUCGUCGUCUGUAUCGUCAACUGUUGUUCAGUGCAGACAAAAGCCUUGCUAAUUAUAUCGGAGGUGUGAUCCUAUUUCAUGAGACGUUCUACCACAAGGCUGAUGAUGGCACUCCAUUUGUGGAUAUUCUGAAGAAACUUGGAAUUGCUCCUGGUAUCAAGGUUGACAAAGGUGUGGUACCUCUUGCCGGGUGCCAUAAUGGAGAGGGCACAACUCAAGGUCUAGAUGGGUUAUCUGAUAGGUGUGCUGAGUACAAGAAAGGUGGUGCACAAUUUGCUAAGUGGCGUUGUGUUUUGAAGAUUUCAGACAACACUCCAUCUGAGGUUGCUAUGAAGGAGAACGCAAACGUUCUUGCACGUUAUGCUAGUAUUUGCCAACAGAAUGGUCUUGUGCCCAUUGUUGAACCGGAAGUGCUAACAGAUGGUGAUCAUGAUUUGAAGAGGUCACAAAAAGUCACUGAACAGGUACUUGCUGCCACCUACAAAGCUCUAAGUGACCACCAUGUCUACCUUGAGGGCACCCUUCUGAAGCCUAAUAUGGUUUUGCCUGGCUCAUCAUGUCCAACAAAGUAUUCAGCUCAAGAUUGUGCUGUGGCCACUGUACAAGCCCUGCAGCGCUGUGUACCGGUUGCAGUACCAGGAAUCACAUUCUUGUCAGGUGGUCAGUCAGAGGAAGAUGCCUCCGUUCAUUUAGAUGCUAUGAACAAGCUGCCGGGAAAUAAGCCGUGGGCAAUUUCCUUCUCAUACGGUCGUGCUUUGCAAGCUAGCGUUCUCAAAGCAUGGCAGGGUAAAGCUGAAAAUGUUGCCAGAGCUCAGGAGGAACUCAUAAAGAGGGCAAAGGCUAACAGUGAAGCAGCUCAAGGGAAGUAUGCUGGUGGUGUCAAAGGCUUCAGCUCAGACGAAUCAUCCUUUAUUGCUGGCUAUGUCUACUAAGCUUAGCUGAACAAGAUCAUCAGCAUACAGUAUGACCCAAACAUUAAACUAGUAAUUUGACCUGUUCUUUGAAUGUAACAAAAUUAGACAUAUCUACUAACUGGUGGUGAAAUUAUGAUAUAAUUAUAAAUUAUUUGAGUAGAAACAUAGGUUUCCUUGCCUUCUUGUGACAGCCUCUUAGAUGGGGAGUUUUUCAAUUGGUCCCUUCAGCUAGCAGUGGUUUGCUCAAUCAAAGUCUUUAUCAUCCAGUAAAAUUAGCCCUGAAAUUAUGAAAUGCCACUUUCCUCAAAGUCGUUAGUAUCCAAUACAAAUAAGCCUUGCAAUAAUUGUAUUGCUACUAUUUUCAGAAAAUGAAAUAAAUAAUGUGAUAGCUGCUUGCUGAUGUAUAAGAAUUGUUAUUCUCAAAACACCCCUAUACCACGAUCAUGUUUCCUUCAAUAAAAUUCAAGAAUAAAAAAUGUGAAUCAGUGAUAGCCUAUAGUUAAUAACAGUUUUGAAUUUUGUUUGCAGGUAAAUAUACAUUUUAUUAACAACCUCUAGUGACUGAAAAAUGUGUUUUUUAUAAUACAGUAGUUUUUACACCAAGGUUUCUUUUGGAUGUUGCAAUGUAUCAAAUAUUAAUCCCACUCCCAUUAAGAAUUGGACUAGCUAGUUUAACUAACUGACAUCUAGAUAUAUAUUAUGUUAAUAUUAAAUUAUAGUAUUUUUUAAUUCAUUCCUAGAAACCAAGAAUAGAGCCUGAAAUUCCCAAGAAAUGUAGUACUGUAUUUAAAUUGAAAAGAAAUGUAUCCUGAUAAUGUGCUUUGUUAUAUCUCUAAAUGAAAACAACAAAAAUAGAACAAAAAAUAGAAAUCUUUAUGUUUAAAAAUUAUCAAAAGCAGUUUAAGAGAGAACAGUUACAUAUUUGAAAUUAGUGGAAAGUAAAAUGUAGUUAAUUCAGUCAAUUGAUAGUUGUGUCAGUCAAUGGGAAGUUGUUCAAUAAAAUUAAAGAGUCUGAAAUUUAUA
This is a messenger RNA of Anneissia japonica, 2280 nucleotides long. Its product is annotated as fructose-bisphosphate aldolase, non-muscle type-like. Gene Ontology annotation, biological process: glycolytic process; fructose 1,6-bisphosphate metabolic process. NCBI's taxonomy places the organism in Eukaryota, Metazoa, Echinodermata, Crinoidea, Comatulida, Comatulidae. The transcript is spliced from 7 exons. Gene Ontology annotation, molecular function: fructose-bisphosphate aldolase activity. Bases 178 to 1275 code for a protein of 365 amino acids. Gene Ontology annotation, cellular component: cytosol. The record is from RefSeq and is a predicted model, not a curated record.